AGUCGGCACGGUAAAUCGGGAGAUAGGCUGCACAGACAACAGUGGGCUAAGCCAGUUUAGAGACGGGCAUGGCACUUAAAAUAUUGUAAUAUCAAAAACAAAACCAAACCGCGGAAGAAUGGCUUCUUUUCUGCAGAUUCCUGAUGCCGCAAAGGGCCAUGAUUUGAAUUUGUUUUGUGUCCCCAAACACUAUGAAGAGGAUUUGGAGAGGGUCAUUAUUCCCCACGGAAUUAUCAUGGAUAGGACGGAACGUUUGGCCCGUGACAUAAUGCGAGACAUGGGAGGACACCAUAUUGUUGCCCUGUGUGUUCUGAAAGGUGGUUAUAAAUUCUUUGCAGACCUGCUAGAUUACAUCAAGGCACUUAAUCAAAACAGCGAUAAAUCUGUACCGUUGACUGUGGAUUUCAUUAGACUUAAAAGCUACUGUAAUGAUCAGUCUACAAACAGCGUUAAAGUUUUUGGAGGAGAUGAGUUGUCCACUCUGACUGGGAAAAAUGUUCUGAUUGUUGAGGACAUUGUAGAAACCGGCAGAACAAUGCAGACACUGCUAUCUCUCCUGAAUGGAUAUCAGCCCAAGAUGGUUAAAGUUGUAAGCCUUUUGGUCAAAAGAACACCAAAGAGUCUAGGAUACAGGCCAGACUACAUCGGAUUUGAGGUCCCCGAUAGGUUCCUCGUGGGAUAUGCCCUGGACUACAAUGAAUAUUUCAGAGAUCUGAGUCACAUCUGUGUCCUGAAUGAGAAUGGAAAGGAGAAGUACAAAGUGUGAGAUUACUGACCUGAUGACGGGACCCCGGACAUCACGAGCACUGUGACGCUUUCUUUAGUUUCUUCUUCCUUUCCUGGAUGUGUUUUAUUUUUAUACAUACCCUUAGUGCAAUUUUUAAGAUUUUUUCCUUUUCGUUCAAUAGGUGAUUUUACAAAAGAUACAAAAUGUCUGAAAUUGAGUCAUAUCAUUAUUUGGUUAAUGCCAGUUAUUGUGAAGAAUAUUAGAAAUCACACAUGUAAUAUAAUACUUAUGGGGAAAACUCCAAAUGUGUUGCUUUAAAAAGGAAAAUAUUUUGUUCUGAUUGUCAGUGAAACACACAUUUUUACUCGUUUCAACUGUAAAAUAAUGUAGUAAAACUGCAAGGCAAAGUAUGUCUGGGGAUUAUGCGAUGCAUGAGUCCACCCUCCGUUUGGCUUGUCCUUCAUAUGCUUAGUGGACAGCACUGUAAUAUUUUGCACAAAGACAAACUUUUCAUUAUUUCUCUUAAAUGUGGAAUGUAAGACUGAAGGACGUUGGUUGAUGACAAACACUUUAUUUUGUGAAAACUAUUUAUUUUGUGUAAAGUUCUAAAUGUAAAUUAUUUGCAGCAAUAAUAAAUCUUGCGAGAUACAAAAAAUAAUAGAUAAUAUCAGGAGAUAAUAAAUUUGGAUGGAGUGUA
Conger conger (European conger) is the source of this 1424-nucleotide messenger RNA. RefSeq names its product hypoxanthine phosphoribosyltransferase 1, like (gene hprt1l). The coding region runs from base 119 to 766 and encodes 215 amino acids. The transcript has 9 exons. Gene Ontology annotation, molecular function: magnesium ion binding; hypoxanthine phosphoribosyltransferase activity. The record is from RefSeq and is a predicted model, not a curated record. Gene Ontology annotation, biological process: GMP salvage; hypoxanthine metabolic process; purine ribonucleoside salvage. NCBI's taxonomy places the organism in Eukaryota, Metazoa, Chordata, Actinopteri, Anguilliformes, Congridae.